Stegostoma tigrinum is the source of this 7050-nucleotide messenger RNA. RefSeq names its product coiled-coil domain containing 78 (gene ccdc78). The record is from RefSeq and is a predicted model, not a curated record. NCBI's taxonomy places the organism in Eukaryota, Metazoa, Chordata, Chondrichthyes, Orectolobiformes, Stegostomatidae. The transcript has 22 exons. The coding region runs from base 190 to 2940 and encodes 916 amino acids. Gene Ontology annotation, molecular function: microtubule binding; microtubule motor activity; ATP binding. Gene Ontology annotation, cellular component: cytoplasm. Gene Ontology annotation, biological process: microtubule-based movement.
AUCGAGGGGUCAGGGUAAAAAGAUUCAAAUACUGACAGGCCACCGAGAGUUCGCAGACCCAGGGCUGGAAAACGUUUGGGAUAAAUUCCAGGAGUUUAACACUGUGUUGUGUCAUGUCUGACCAUUGAACAAGUGACCUAUUCGAGAACAUCGCAGGCACCGAUCUCCAAACACCAAUAGGCUGUGAGAAUGAACAUCGAUGUAGUGGCACGAAUACAGCCGUCUCGCCAACCAGAGCAGGGCCACAACUUACAGAUCUCAGCGGAGGGAAAGACCAUCUACACAGCCUCUGAUGGAGGAGCUGCCUGCAGAUUUCAGGAGAUUUUUGGCCAGAACGCUUCCACACAGGAAUUAUUCACCAGGACUGUGCAGCCCCUGCUCAGUGUGUUCACGGAAGGAAUGAACACCUGUGUUGUGGUUUUCGGCGAAACCAACUCCGGCAAGUUGUACACGUUGGUUGGAGACAAGAAUGAUCGAUUAGCAAUCAUACCUUUGACAAUCGAUUACAUCUUUGACGCACCAUACCUGCAGAAAUUACAGGCCACUGCAAUGUGGUCUCUUUCAAUAUCUAUGUAUGAGAUUUACGCCGAGGUGCUGAAGGAUUUGUUAGACUCGAAUGGGACAGAUCCUGCCAACUUAAAGAUCACAUGCAAUGCACAAGAAGGCACGUUUAUAAAGGGAUUAAACCGUGUCACUGCCUCUUCAGCAGCUGAUGCAAUAUCUAUCUUCCACCAAGGUUGGGCACGGCGCACAGGAGCAAAUGUGGAUUUUGGACCAGCAGAAAGCCAAGCCACUGUUAUCACUCAACUGAACCUACUGGUGCAGGACCGUAAUGAGCUGCACCCAACCAAGUCAAGCCUGCAGAUCAUUGAUCUACCAGGAGCAGAGAAGCUCAUAGAGGAUAAGAAUGUCUUACACAUUCAACAAGGCUCCUUGCUCAACAAGUCACUUCUCGUGUUCACUCAAGUCGUGAGUAAUCUGGCUAACUCCCCCUAUCCAGACAGAGUUAUUAACUACGGUGAAUCCAAAUUGACUCAGCUGACACAAGAUGCUUUUGGAGGCAACUGUAAAACUCGGGUCAUUUGUUGCCUACGCCCGGAGCCAGAAACCCAGCAGCUGGCUGCAAUCUUAAGAACGUGUUCCACCCUCACUCAAGUGAAGAACUUCCCUGUACUGAAUGACAACUUUGUUGAGUCACUGGUGACCCAGUACCGAGCACAAAUCCUGGCAUUGCAACAUUGGUCGGCUGAAGCAAUGGGAACCAAAGAUACAAACGAGAAAGUCGACGCACUCAAGGAUCAGAUUCGUCGGUUGAACAAUGAAAACGCACAGCUACGAGAUAGGAAUGAACGUUUGUAUGACAAACUCGGAGAGCUACAGGGGAGAAUGGGACAGAUGGCUGGAUCAAAAAAUGACCUCUCCUCCAAACUCGUGUUCAGUGAGGAAGAAAAACUGAAGAUUUCCAAGGAUCUGAUUGAUUUGCAAAUCCAGACAAACAAGUUUCGGGAGCAAUAUGAAGCUGAGAACUUUGAGCUGAAGAAUAAGAUUUUAUUCCUUGAAAACAGAACAAUGGAGCUGGAAUUGCAGAAGGACAAAUGUGCACAUGAGUGUCAGAUGGCUAAUGAUCGUCUAAGAGCAGUGGAGAGAAACCAUAAGGAACUGGCAGACGAGUACAUUGUCCUGAAGAGCAAUUAUGUGGCCCUGAGUAAACGGCAUGAAAAUGAGGUCGCAAAAAAUGAUGAGUUGAGCUUGGAGUUAUUAAAUUUGGCCAACUCUAAGAAUUCGCUGACCAGGAACCAGGACGAGUAUGCAAAAUCCCGAGCCAUUUAUGAUGAAGCUACGGCUGAGUUGAACAGAGUAAGGGAUCUUGUUGCUCGGCUCAGUAGCCAGAAGAUGAAGCCUGAAGAGGUAUCCAUUUCUGAAUCUGCGCGUGGCAUGCCUGAAAGAAAUUUGCUAGGUAACCAGGAUCAGAUCAAGGAGCAAAUAGAAAUGAUGAAGCAAACCCACGAGAAACAGCAAAAUGCAAUGGGAGAACAAAUAGCAAAAAUGGGUAAAGAACUUCAAGAGGCCAAAAGAGCUAUUCGAAACACCCAACACAAACUCGCGGAGCAAACAGUGGCGCUGCUCGGUUCGCAGAGUCACCUGAAGGAGGUUGAAACUGAGAACUCUCAGUUACAGCUCCAUCUGAAAGAACUGAACGAGGAAUAUCGCAUGCGGCUUGUUCGUUACAUUGAAGACGUUACUGAAUAUGUGGAUAACACAGUGAAAUCCGGCAGUGACCACACACAGCCCUCUUCUGACCAGCCAUACUUGAAGAGAUUUGUGGACAGCAUGCUAAAGGAUAUUCGAUCUGCCUACAGAUCACGGGAAGAACAACUGACGGCUGCAGCUAGAAACUACAAGAAACGGAUGCAGAAUGUCGUCAAGAAGCACGAACAUCUUUUGAUUGCGUACAGAAUGCAGCGGGAGCAGAUUCUAUCAUCAGGCAUCAAGGAUAUGGACCCCGGCCCCUCUGAAGUAACCUUUGUGAUCGCUGACAGUGAACUGUUGUCCAAACAGAGCCAGGCGCUCAACAGGCUUCGGGAGGACAAAGCCUACCUGGAGGGAAAACUCCAAGAGCUUCAGGAGCAGGUUAGACUGGUUCGGAGUGCACCAGUCAUAUCUUCUUCACUCCUAGAGACUGGUGAGAAAGCAAGUAGCGAAAACUGGAGUGAACUAACGAAACAGCUAAAAGAGUUCACAUUUACUACACAGGAGGAGUUGGAACAUGAACGUGCUCAGUUGAUCUCACGUGUCACAGUUGCUGAGGAGCAGUUAGCUGAACUGCAGGAAUAUGUGGAUAAGCACCUGGGCAGGUACAAGCAGGAAAUUACACGCCUCCGAAAACUGGUUGGAACUGAAGUACCAAGAGCAGUCAGUGCUGAUGUUAUCCAUCAGUAACUUCCUUGGUAAUUGCACAGGAUCCUCAACCCUGAAGCCGAAGUUACCCCUGAAGUCACCAAGAAUUUUCUGAGUUUUUGGAAAAUGGAUGUUGUGAUUAGUAAAAUAACAUAGCAUUUUUGCUGACACUGUGCAACAGCAAUAAAAGGUACUUGUAUUAUUUAUAGUCUGUACACAGAAUGAGACUGCGUUCCACCAUGUCCAAGUAAGCUUGUUCACAGACUAGACUAUAUACAUAGGAACAGGAGAAAGCAAUUCAGCUCUUCAUAUCCAGCUGACCUUGACUUCUGCAAUACCUGCCUUGAUUUCGUAAGCAUGAAUAUCCCUGCCUAACAAAUGUCUUACCAAUCUCGGAUUUGAAAUUUCUAGUUGACCUCCAGCUUCAGCAUCUUUUUGGAAGUUCCCAAUUUCCACAAAUUUGACAUUAACUGUGAAAAGCUAGCUCUCUGUAAUUAUCCCCUUGAAUAUGCUUGAAUCCUACUCAACAGAUUCAUUGGAGACCUGCAUUCAACCACAGGUAUCUAGAAACUAAACCAUUCUAAAAUUAAAAUCAGCAUUCUUUCUCAAAUUUCCACAUUCAUUUUUAUUAUUGUGUCUGUGUAUAUAUAAAAUAUAUAUAUUUCCUCAUGAAAUCAUUUCUGACUGAAGCACAUUAUCAGAUCAGAUUCUUGUUGAAAUGCAUUUCCUGUCUGACUCCCAUUUUACUGUGUGCAGACCAGUUCAUAUGCAGAAUAAUGGAUAGAUAGAUGUGAUUACAAGCCAGCAAUCGCAUUGUACAGUUUACACAACAUCAUUAACUACAUGGGGAACUAAAUGCCUGAUUUAGGAUGAGAUUAGCCUUGAAAUCAAUCCAUUAGAUCAGAUUCCCUACAGUGUGGAAACAGGCCCUUCGGCCAAACAAGUCCACACCGCCCCAUGGAGCAUCCCACCCAGACCCAUCUCCCUAUACCCACACGUCCCUGAACACUACGGGCAAUUUAGCAUGGCCAAUCCACCUAGCCUGCACAUCUUUGGACUGUGGGAGAAAACUGGAGCACCCGGAGGAAACCCACGCAGACACGGGGAGAAUGUGCAAACUCCGCACAGACAGUUACCCAAGGCUGGAAUCGAACCUGGGUCCCUGGCGCUGUGAGGCUGCAGUGCUAAUCACUGAGCCACUGUGCCGCCCCAAUCCAUGACAGCAAUUUUUCUCUUGCCAUAUAUCCAAUGAAAUUAUUGGUCUAGUUUUUGUUCUAUUUUACUUGAAUUUAUUUUGCCAAUUCUAAUGGUAAAAUGGACAGUAACAUCCAGCACAAACUGUCAUCCUUCAAUUUAAAAACUGAGGUAUAAUUAUGAAUUGUUAAGACACAUGCAAAUUGAUCAGUGAAAAUAUCUGUACAUAUAUUGUGUCGAAUAAUAGAGUAAAUGCAAUUAUAUCAGAUGUCAUUCUGAGAUUUUCUCCCAACUGCAGAAACAUUAAAGCCAACCAAAAUUAAUCCCUUGUUCCCUAUUUUGAGAUAUAAUUACCCAGGGCCAAGAUGAUUACUUUCAAACACUUGGAUGUUAUAAUGUGCAGAAAAUUUCCUUAGCCAAUUGAACAGGAAAUUCUGAUAAAUUUUAAUCACUGAAAAUUGUAGACGCUUGGAAAGUUGGUUUAUGUAGCACAAUUCAAAUUUUACAACUUAACAUGUUUAGUUGGUCAACUUAGAAUGUUCUCAUGCUGCCUUCCAGCUGUCUUCGUAUGCUUCCUUUUCCAAUCAGUGAAUUUCAUGGACAUAAUUUAAGUCAACCUUUUCUGACCUAUUAUUGCACACCUUUGGAACAGGUGGAAGUUGAACACAGCUCUCCUGGCCCAGAGGUAGGGAUGCUGUCACUGCAUCAUAGAAGUUUGUUAAUUAUGUUAUUAUGCAGCCAAAUUGUUUAAUGGAGAACUAUUAACUCUCCCCUUAACUCAGACUAGGGCUAAACAAGGAAUUCCUUCCAAUUGUAUGGUGAAACUACUUCUGGGCACAUUUAAUCAACCUGUUUAGGCAUGCUCUAGAGACUCUUGUGACAUAUUGGUACCAUCCUUACUUCUGAGCCAAAAGGCCAAGAUUCAAGUCUGACCUGAUCCAUAAGUGUGUCAUAACAUUUGUCAACAGGUUAAUUAGAAAAUAUAUAUCUUGAUCAAGAGGAAGGACAACUCUCACUUCACAAGAGUUCUAGGGGAGCUGUUUCUAUUAUUGGGCCUUUUAAUGAAAAACCAACCAGAGAUUGGUCAUUUGCACCCUUGCCACCUCUGCAAUAUGUAAUAAUCUUGCACUUUUCAUAUACAUUUUAACUCCCCUGGUUAAAUCAUUAUUUCUCUCAACUAGAAAUGGCAAGGAAAUGUUGAUUUAUAGUAUAUUGUCCUUUCCAACCGUCUUGCCACCAUCAAAAAUAUUAUGUAUUUUAGCAGACUUGCAGUAAAUCUUCUCCUCAGAGAUAUUCAAUGAUUUACAAUAAGCUCCCAUUUGAACUAACAUCCUUCUCCGUUAAUCGAUCUCGGCUAUCCACUUGUCACUGCAAUAACACUAAAGCAAGAAUGUUUUUUCUUUCUAAAAAAAUUCCUACUUCCUUAUUUUGAGAACCUAAAAAUGUUUGGUGACGACAUUGCUUAAUUGUGAAAAUAAUGAGAAAAGUUGGUGCAGUAGAUAAGGAGGUUUGAGUGGAACAUAAUUGUUAUGUGGACCAUAUGGGCUGAAUGGCUUACUUUUGUAUCUUACACAGGAUAUCUAUCGUGUGGAAGCAGGUCAUUUGGCCCAUUCAGUCCACAUCAAUCCCCCAAAGAGCAUCCCACCCAGGCCUACCCACCUACUCUAUCCCUGUAACCCUGCAUGUUCCACAACUAGUCCUCCUAGUCUGCAUAUUCCUGGACACUGGACAAUUUAUCAUGGCCAAUCCACCUAACCUGCACAUCUUACGACUGUGGGAGGAAAUCCAUACAGACAGGGGGAGAAUGGGUAAACUCCAAUCAGACAGUUGCCCAAGGCUGGAUUUGAACCCAGGUCCCUUGCACUGGGAGGUAGCACUGCUAACUACUGUGCCACCAUGCUCCCCCUCACUCUACAUUAAAUCGGUUUUAAAAUAUAUAUGUCAUCCUGGGUGCCCGCAUCCAAUAACAUGUAGUAGCACUGACAUACGUUGCCUGAUGACAGCCAUUCUAAAAGUUAUAAUAAACUGGAGAGACUAGCACACUAAUUACAAUAUUUAGGAAUACAAGCGUAUGUUUUAUCUCAUUAAUACUUUAAUUAUAGUGAACAGGCAAAUGCUAUAUAUCUACAUUACAUGACUGGAGUCAGCCUGGUUUAACCUUGGACAUCCGGAGAUUGAGGCAAAUGCCUGAAUCUUACACGGGAGCUGGCCAAUCUCUGCCCACUUCUCAAUCCUCCCCGGCUGAAAUUUAGGAGAAUCUGCCCCACAAUUAAGAUGCUACUUACUAAUGAGAGCAAUGACGUUGUUCUAAGACCUCCUCUGUGGUCUCAGAAGGAAGUCCUACCUGAGCGGGUUGCUGUCCAGUUGGAUGGCUGCAGCUCUAUGGUCUCAGUAGUGUCAGCCAGGAGUAGUUGCCACUGCUGGGGUCACAGGUCAUCCCAUCAGACUCUUCAUAAUCCCAGCAGAUAUUGGGAGAGGGUGUGUGUGUGUGUCCAUGUUGGGAGGGUGCUGGGUUUAAGAGACCAGAGGGUAAAACAGGGAUAAACCACGGUCAGGUCCCUCCUAUUAGCCCAGGCAUCUGAAAAGGAGGCUGCCUAAGUCUUUCCUGAUGCUCGCCGGUGUAGCUAAAGAUGCUAGGCCUUCGACAGUGAGUAAGCCAACUCUCUCUUUGUGUGAAAUACUGGUUUUGACUAGAUCUGCAGACUGUAAGCCUCAUCUCAUAUCUCAACCUGAUUUCUCUGUCUGGUACAUCUUAGUUAUAUUUAUGUCGCCACACGAAUAGUUUAUAACAAUUUUAUGUUUACAUACUCAAGCCAUUUGAUGCUGCUCAGACUGGAGGGUCAGUUGUCUACAGGAACACCAGGGAUCUGAAGUGACAUUGUAACUAUGUACUGUAUAGUUAACCCAUAUUCUUUCUGCUUUUGUGCCAUUCCAAAUAAACCUUUCUGUAAAACAAAA